UACACACGCACAGCCACGUUGUAAACCAUAGAUGGAAACGCAAGAUUAAAUUUAACGCAAAAUAGUGGCUUCAAAACUUCCGCAUGUCUACUAUUCUGUGUUUUUACGAUUUUGUGUGAAGUAUCGAUGGUGUUGUUAAAGUCUAAGUGCGUAGAUAUUUACCAAUAUGUUUUUAAAGCGGAGCGGUAGCGGACUGAGCCUGAGGGUUGUGGUGGCAAUGGUAGCAAUUGGCACGCUUGGUCUGCUCGUGUUAGGUAUAGCGAAAUUUCACGACGCUCAUCAGCGCAUGAACCGCUUUUAUCGGGAAUCUGUCGACUAUAAGCAACUACACUUGUCAACAAAAGCGGAACUAGACGAGUUUGCAGCUCAUCGGCUAUCGGCGGAGGCACAACUAUCCAAAGAAAAGCAAGAAGCAAAUAACAGAUUCGCCUCUCUAAAUCAAGACCACAAAAUACUUAGGGAUCAACAUGAUAGCGUCCAAAAAGAGUAUGAUGAAUUGCUCGAGCAACAUAAAAUUCUUCAGAAAGAACUAUCUAGUAUAAAGGUUGAAUCUAAAACGAAAGAAGAGGAAUACAAAAAGGUCCAUAAAAAGCUAGAAAGCGAAAAAUUUGCACUGAAACAGAGGGUAGACACAUUUAAUGCAGACGUGACUCGGCUGAGGUUUAACUACACUACCUGUGGACAGAGAAUGAGAACAGCGGAGUCUCAAAGCAAGGAUCUCAAACAAAAGCAGGCAGUAUGUGAGAAAAAUCUGAAAACCUGUGAGAACAAAAUAAAGCAGACGGCACCGGCAGCGGCUGUUGUUACGAAGCCGACCAGUAAAGUGGUGCCUCCAUUGACCACAAAGAAGCCUGAGUCUAAUCAAGGUGGAGAGGAUGAACACAUACCAAAGGGGGGUAACGGACCACCAACACCCGCUUACCAGCCGCGUGGGUUGCCACAUCCCAGGUCUGACGACGUCGUCAUGGAUACGGCAGCGCUCGCGCGAGGACGCCCGCUGCCGCCGCCGCUGCCGAACAACCCGGGGUCGCAACCCCUCGCCGUCCAAAGUCGUCCGCCGCCGCUGCGGGCGGGGGGCGUGCCGGUCCGAUCCCCGCCCACCUCGCCGCCGCAGUGGCGCGUCGACCUCGCAGAGCAUGAGCAACCCAAGUGGGACGUCCGCGGAGGUCGCGCCGCCCCCGCCGCAGCGCAGAACCCACCAGGUGGCGCUGCGGUGCUCAGCGCGGGGGCCGCGGCGGGGCAGAAACCGCUAGGUGGGGCCGUGGUGUUGAGCGCGGGGGACGGAGCCAUGCAGAACCCGCCAGGUGGCGCCGCGGGCCUGUGGAUGGAGCCUCUGGCGCCGGCCGCGCCGGCCGUGCCGCAGCAGUGGAGCGACCAUCAUGGCGGCGGUGGUGGUAAUAUCGGCGAGCUUCACGCGAAGAUACAGACGAUACGCGCCUCGCUGAAACAGCUGAAGAGCCGUGGCAUUGGCGCCGACACCAAGGUCGCAAUCGCGCGGGUGCUGCGUAGCCGCGGCAACGACGAGCGGCACCCGGACGUAGCGAAGGCAGGCGGCGGUGGCGCGAUGGAACAGCCGGGGGCGAGCCGGGCGGGGGCCGACGGAGCGGACGCGGCGAGGCAGGGAGGUGAGGAGCGGGGGGAGGCGGCUGUACGGGCGGAGGGUGAGGAGCGGGGGGAGGCGGCUGUACGGGCGGAGGGUGGAGGAGGGCAGGACGGCGGGGGCAGGGAGAUCCCGAUAGACUCUCAUGUGGAGGGGAAACCCGCGUGGGAGCCACGGCCCGCGGGAGACGAAAGGGGAAGGAUCAUCGAUCAGAAGUUGGCCGACGGAAACGUGGGGAAGGUGGCGGAGGAGGAGGAAGAGGAGGAGGAUGAGGGAGAGGCUGGGCCUGUCAGGCAUGCGUAA
Molecule: messenger RNA, 1903 nt
Organism: Priapulus caudatus
Lineage: Eukaryota; Metazoa; Priapulida; Priapulimorpha; Priapulimorphida; Priapulidae
Product: translation initiation factor IF-2-like
Cellular component (GO): Golgi membrane; Golgi apparatus
Source: RefSeq, a predicted model, not a curated record